Messenger RNA from Triticum aestivum (bread wheat), 986 nucleotides. Its product is annotated as E3 ubiquitin-protein ligase ATL4-like. Lineage: Eukaryota; Viridiplantae; Streptophyta; Magnoliopsida; Poales; Poaceae. Gene Ontology annotation, biological process: protein ubiquitination. The transcript has 2 exons. The coding region runs from base 1 to 984 and encodes 327 amino acids. The record is from RefSeq and is a predicted model, not a curated record.
AUGGCGGAGGCCGAGAAGAUCGCCGCCAUGGAAAAGUCCAGUGGUGUUGCGGAGGACGCCGCCGAAGGGCCUGCCGGGGAGCCCGACAUGGCUACUGCCGAGGAAGCCAACAAGGGGCCUGCAGGAGAGACCGGCGAGGCCACCGCCGAGGAGGAGGUGGUCGAUGACCAGCCUUCCUCCUGCGAUGCCUCUGGCUCCGGCAAUUAUCUGAGGGUGGGCGGCAAUCUGUUCGUCCACCUUCCAGAAAACUGCCUGGAAUCUCCUCUCUCUCCCCCGAACGCUCUCCCCCUCCUCUGUCUCGAUCUCUCACACACAGUUGACGUCUGCCUGUCGCCGUUCGUGCCCGACGCCGAGCUGCGGCUGCUCCCGGCGUGCCGGCACGCGUUCCACGCCGCCUGCGUCGACGCGUGGCUCCGCAACACGUCGUCGUGCCCGCUCUGCAGCGCCGCCAUCUCGCUGCCGCACCCGCCUCUCCCCACCGCCUACACCGCCGCCGCGCAGCAGGAGCCGUUGGACGCGAGGAGCAGCAGCAAUGCGUCCAGGAGCUUCCGCGUCGAGAUCGGCAGCGUGAGCAACCGACGCUCGUCCGCCGCGGGGGACGACCGCCGCACAUACUCCCUCGGCUCCUUCGACUACCGCGUGGACGAGGAGGUGGAGGCCAUGGUCGCGCGCAUCACGGGCCCCGCGGCGGCGGCCAAGUCGGCGGUGGCCGGGCAGCGCGCCGCGCCGCAGGGCCCGGGCGAGGUGCUGGCGGAGGCGGCGGGGUCGCGCGGGUGGCUCCGGGAGUACGUGGACCGGCUGGCCUCCUCGGCGUCGUCCCUCUCCGGGCGGUGGAGCGCGCGGUGGAGCCAGAGCCACCACAGCCACCGGCAGGAGGACUCGUGGCGGUGGGACCCCGAGGCGGCGGCCAUGGCGGCGCCGCGGGCGGCGGACGAGGACGAGGCGGGCCUCAUGGGCCUGUACCGCUGGAUCGUAGGCGUAUAAUA